GUUCCGCGCGUCGCAGUAGUCGUCUGUGUGGCUUAUGAUAUUGUGCUCUGUGCCGGCGCAUACGCAGCGAGUACACAGUUCCAUGACUCUAGUUAUGUCAGGUGACCGUGCCCUCAGGUUUAUGUGGCAAAGGAUUAAGGUCUUCGCGCAUCCCUCAAUACAAUAAGCAGAAUGGCAGUGAGAAGAAAACACCGUGGCACAUUCAAGAUGGAGCCCGUACCGGAGAAGGGAAUCUUCAAUAGCAACUACAUAGGGACCAGCGAACUGCAGGGAGAUAUUAUCACCCCAGGGGUACAUGGCGUUUUCAGACAGAAAUCAUUUGGAGCAUGCGACCGUCAACUUACGACUUUAUCAUCAUACGCACGAGCUGCGCGUUUGUCGAUCGGAACAGCGGCAGUAGGAUUCGGAAAUCUAUUUAGUAAUCGUAACAAAAUGGCGUCGGUUGCGAAUGCUACAUGCCCGUGGCCCAAUACUGAGGAUGAUUACGAAUUACGGGAUAUUAUCGGUGUUGGUGCAACAGCGGUUGUGUAUGGUGCUUAUUGCAAACCCAGAGGUGAAAAAUGUGCCAUCAAAAGGAUAAAUUUAGAGAAAUGGAAUACAUCCAUGGAUGAACUUUUAAAAGAAAUUCAGGCUAUGUCUAGUUGCAAUCAUGAGAAUGUAGUAACCUAUUACACCAGUUUUGUGGUAAAUGAUGAAUUAUGGCUUGUACUGAGGUUACUGGAAGGCGGUAGUCUGCUAGAUGUUAUAAAACAUAAAAUGAAGGUUACGAAUUGCAAACAUGGAGUUUUUGAUGAAGCAACUAUUGCAACAGUCCUCAAAGAAGUUCUGAAAGGCCUUGAAUACUUCCAUAGUAAUGGACAAAUACACAGGGAUAUCAAAGCAGGCAAUAUACUACUAGGUGAAGAUGGUACAGUACAGAUUGCAGAUUUUGGCGUAUCUGCUUGGUUAGCAACUGGCCGAGAUAUUUCUAGGCAAAAAGUUAGGCACACAUUUGUCGGAACACCAUGCUGGAUGGCUCCCGAGGUCAUGGAACAAGACCACGGCUACGACUUCAAAGCUGAUAUAUGGUCGUUUGGAAUAACAGCUAUAGAAAUGGCAACCGGAACAGCGCCAUACCAUAAAUACCCACCGAUGAAGGUAUUGAUGCUCACCUUGCAAAACGACCCUCCUAAUUUAGAAACUGGUGCGGAUGAGAAAGAACAAUAUAAAGCAUACGGAAAAACGUUUAGGAAAAUGAUUGUGGAUUGUUUACAGAAAGAUCCAUCCAAAAGGCCGACAGCAACGGAAUUACUAAAACACCCAUUCUUCAAAAAGGCAAAGGAUAGGAAGUACCUUACACAGACUUUGGUAGCCAUCGGGCCGAGUAUGGAAACCCGAGUGCAUAAGGCAAGUAAAAGGCAACCGGGUGCCUCCGGUCGUCUACACAGGACAUUGACAGGUGGUUGGGUUUGGAGCGAGGAAGAAGACGAAGACGGUGACGCUCAGGAUUCCGAUGACGAAUCUUCUACGGGAGAGGACAAGAGGCCAAUGAAUGAGCUUCAACUAGCCGAGUCUAGCGGGAGUGAAGACGAAGAGGAAACUGAACCAAAAGAAACAAAGAAACCUUUACAAGAAUCUAGAAUGGAUGAUAAAGGCGAACCACAUGUUAUUAAUUUAGUAUUAAGGUUGAGAAACGCACGCCGCGAGUUGAACGACAUUCGUUUCGAGUUCAUAACGGGCAAAGACUCGGCGCAAGGCAUUGCGGGUGAAUUGGUCGGUGCCGGCCUGGUAGACCCCCACGAUGCUGUGCCCAUAGCGCUGCAUCUGGAGAAACUGCUGGAUGGACAGAAUAUACCGACGCCCAGCAAGGCCAUCACAUUCCACUUGAAUUCCACUGGUCCCAACGAGGAAUUCGACGAUAAAGCGCUAAUAGGUUUCGCGCAGAUAUCUAUCGUAGAUUAAUUUAAGAUUCCAACCUGACGGAGCGUGUAUUUAUUUACGUGAACAUUUAAAACCAACUGAGUGCAAUAAUUAUAGUUUGUUUUUAUUAUGUAUAUUACGCGUAAUAACUGAUGACUCUGUUGAAAUGCCAUCUAUGAUCAAAACUACCUUAAUAUAGAAAUAGUUAUCAUGAAACGUUGAUUGAAGUUAAAUCCAAGCUAAAAUUAAACUGCUGCCCCCUUUUAAUAAACGAAGACUACGCUUGGAUUAGUUACUCCAUGUUUUGUCCUUGUCUAUCGUAUGACAAAUGGCAUUUGAGUGAUAUGAACAAAACACCGCGUUACUAGUCUAAGGUUAUACCUAGUUUAUUUAUAAAGAGGCUAAAGAAUAGAUAUAAGCAGCAUAUAAGAUUUAAGUCAAGUCUAACUUUAAUCCACGUUUUGUCAUAAAGGGCAAAAAGAUGGUUAUAAACAUUAUGAAAGCAUUUUACUGGUUUGACUAUUAAAACUCACGAUUCGUCCUAGCGUAAAAAUUGCAAAAGAAACAAUUGUAAAUAACUAGAAACGAGGAAAAUAAGCAUCUGAUUUACACUGAUUAAUUUGAUCACUAAAUUGAGUAUAAUCAUUGAAAAAAAAAUGUAAUGGUCACUCCCUUGAUUACGGAAUAUGUUGGUACACAUGAAGGUUAGUAUAGUUUCAGAUAAUAACUCGUAUCAGAGUAAUACGGUUGACAUUAAUCUACUUUAUACUCUAGUCUGAAAUGGAAUCUCUUUAAACAAUAAUGUCGCACAGGGUAAUAGUUUACCUUUAGCGAGUGUUCAAUGACAAUAACUGUGAUUAAUAUUGUAUGGAUUUUAAUUUUAGUGGGUUUUAUAUGUGUUUUGUGACCUAAAAUUAACUGCUACUUAUGAAUUAUACGAAUCGUGAGUUACAUACUAUAUUUUUCUUGAUUUUAUUGUACUUUCAAAUGUAUUAAUUUCUGUUAAUUACCUAAAAAGGUAUAUUAUUUAGGUAGGUAGCAUCUGCCUACAAUAGUUUUGUGUUAUUUAGUAGAAUCGCUUCGAUGUUACACGCUCCUAGAAGUUGCUAAUUAUAAGACCGAGAAUGAUCUUGAAAAUAAGAUUUAUUCUAUUUUAUCCAAUUAUCCUAGUUGUCUACGUAUUUUUAGUACAAGAUACGGCUGUUGGUUUCUGCAAAGAUAUCAUGAAAAAGUGGUGCAUUACAGUCUUGCCUGUUAAAGGCCUAUUCUUUGUUUUUAUUGAUUCAUUGAAAUAAGUUGUUAUAAAAGCUUAAUAAAAGAAAUUUCACACACAAUAAGAUAGCUAUAUCACUUCUAUGGUAUCGCAGAUUAACCGCGGGCCAUUAAAUAAAUAUACAAAGUUAGUACAAAUUUUAUAAACUAUAUAUUAUAGUCAAAAAUAAACAAUUAUAGUUACUUCUCCGAAUGUCGAGUUUAUCCUGUAUGUUGGUUGAAAGCCUUUCGGCAAAUUCUAAAAUAUUUUUUAGGCAAACCUAGGAGUACCUUUCUUUUUUAGUCAAUUGCAGCAUAAUCUGUGUCUGCCUUUGCUUAGUCCAGGAUAGAACCUACUAAGAGCUAAUUCUGCAAAUGUUGAUUGUGCUGAACUUGAUACAUGUUACAACAGCGUUAUACAGUCUCAUCACAAAAUAAAAUAGGUGUGGUUCGAUCUUGUGACCAUGUUUUUUAAGUUUUAGGAGUUAGUUAAAAGCCGAAACACGCCAUGGAACUUUGACUAACAGAGGCGGUAUUAUCAACUCUUAACACCAAACAAGUUCCUUUGUUAGAACGAGACAUCACAUACACACAGUAGAGCAACAUCCCACUUUAACCGCUGUUUUUGUCUGACUUUAAGCGUUUUUAAUACGGCCCCUGUUAUUCAAACAGACCUGUCCCCGUAGCAUGAGCACCUCAAUUUACGUUAUAUCACGUUUUUUAUCGCGUCUAACUGUCAAACUCCAUAGUUGUUUGACAAUUGAGCGUAAUAAAAACGCGUUAUAUGCCAUAUCGCGGUACUCAUGCUAGGGGGGCUGGUGUUUAUCUAGCCAUACUUAGAAGCACCGGUCUUCGAAGUUUGACUGCUUAUUAAAAAUAUUACCCCACAUCACUUAGCUAGAAUUAACAACAUAGGAUUCGUGAAGUCAAAUUGAAAACUACCGAAGUAUUAUAAUUGAUAUUGGCCAAUAAUAUUACGCUAGUCAUUUGAUGGAUCGUUGUCUCUUAUGACAAUUCAUAUUAGGUAUUAAAAAAUAUACUUAGUAAAAUGUAAUAGGAUAUUUUAUUGUAUUUUUGAUUUAAAUUGAUUGUGAAUAUAGCGAUGUCUUGAAUAAUUAUUAAAAUAGUUGAUUUUUGUUAAUCAAAUUCAAAAUGGAAGAAAUAUGUUCGUCGUACAGAAUAUUUUGAAAUUCUGGUGGGCAUUACUGUUGGCUUAGGAAAAUGUUGUUAUGUUUGCUUCAGAAGAAAAUUAAAAGAUUUAUCUAGAACGUACGCGUUUAUAUAAGCUUUAUGUAGUAUAUAAAAAUGAUUUAGAAUUCGUUAUCAUUGAGUUGUCAGCUUCGCUAAAAUUUUUGCAUCCAGAUGUUAAUCAGGAAGUGCUUGAAAGUUAGGUUUCGGAAUUCUGCCCGGAACGAGAGCCAGGCAAAAAAGCAAGUAACUGACUUCAUAUAAUCGUGAUAAAAUAUAAUCUAAACUAAAAGAAAUAUCACGUGCUUUAGAUCAAAUUCGAACAAAACAUUUUAUAUAAAAUCUUAGUAGUUUCGUACUAGCGGAAAAGCUGUUUUCGCUGCUGAUAAGGUUGAUGAGUGAUGAGUAACUAUGUAAAUAUAGGCUUAUCCCAUAAAGGGAAUACCCAACUUACCCGUUUCGAUUUGAGUGACUGCAAUUGCAGUCGAUUGUCCUUAGCGGAUUUUGCUUAAUUUCUGCGCUCGAAUGUUGCAAGGACCGCGUCAUUGAACAGGCGAAAUAAAGAUCUAAUAUUAUCCAUAUUGACAAUUUCAUCACAGCUUACGAGCACAUUUACGCGUGUUAGAAUAACAAAAAUGUGUGCAUGAUUUUUAUUUUUUUUUUAUUUUAAUAUUUUUAGUACCAUAACUCGUAAGAUGUAAUUGAUUUAUUUUUAGUUAAUUUUAUUAUAGGUAUAUCGACAGUGAAAUACAGACAGACGACAGGCAAAAUCGCUUAUAGGCCACUUUCGUCGAAAAUGAGUUAUAUAUGUAAUUGUAAUCAAUUUGUUUUCUGCGUCGAUUUGUUUUUGUAUUUUAAAGAUAUGAUGAGCGCUUCGUCGGCGCUUAAGUUCAUAACGCUGAAGUGACCUGAAUUUUGGUGUGUUUUGAAUUAAUAUUGCUUACUCAUCCUACUAUUUGGCGUCUGAUUCGAUGUUUGCUUGACUAGAAAUGUAUGGAGCAGAGUGAUUUUUGCUUAAGCGACAUUAAAUUCUUAAAGGCCACUAACUAUGUAACUUUUGAAUAAAAGGAUAUUUGAACAUAUUUUUUAAAUAUCCUUUUAUUUUUUUGAAUAUAUGUAUUUAUAUUUUCAUGGCGGUACUUCUCAUUUACAAUGAGUUAUGAUUUAUUAUGCCAAAAAAAUCCUCCUUUCUGUAACGUUACGAAAGUGGCGUUAAGCGAUUUUGUUUUUUCACUCUCCAUUAUUAGUUACUAAUAAAAGACCAUAUUUGGCUAUAAGCAGUAAGUAAUGCAUCACAUUUUCAUUAAUAAAGCUUAUCAAAUAUGUUUUUAUGGAAACCAGCGUCCAAAUCUUAGACUAUCGUAUUUAUUUGUGGUGCUAGAGGGUGUGAAGGCACGGCCUUUCUGUCUCCGUAUAUAAUACGGGCGUUUAGAUAUUAUUGUAGUUUCCAGCACCCAGUAGAGUUUUUGCUCGUAUCUAUUCGACAGGCCAUUUAACUUUUAGCUCGCCAAAGAAGUUAUAUUUAAAUAUAUACAUAGUGGCAUUUAGAUUUGGGAGAUAAUGUAUUGUAAAACGUAGGACGUAAAGCGUUUGUAAAGGUGUAGCGUAAAUUUUAAAACGAGCGUUAAUUUUUGAGUUGUGCAUUCGAAUUCAUAUAAAAGUAAGUCUCAUUUUGCGUCGCGGUGUGAAUCAAACAAGACUUUUCUAUAAAACUGAAUGUAGCUGAAAUUACGCGAUUAAAUUACGUGACUCCAACUAAAAAAAUACGCUCGUUUGGCUGCACCCUAACGGUGGUAUAAGGAUUGCGAAUAUUAUUAACAGAAAGGUAAAGGUUAAAUAAGAUGAUGAAGGAAAACCUAUGGACCAUGUAAGUGUAUAUCGACAUCUCCACGUCACGACGUCGUCAACGUAGAACGGUGCGGUGACGUAACGUGCAAAUUAACGUAACCGUAGGUAUCGUUAAAAUUAACGUCACGAUUCAGCAAUGAUACACGUCGCCAUGCUUUAAAAAUUAUAUGCUUCACUAACAUACAACAAAAAUAGUAGUCAUCACUUUACGUUCUUCAACAAUUAAAAUCAAUAAAUCACAAGCAAUAUUCUCCGAAACUCCGACAAAUUUUAUUCACAACUUAUCGCUAAGACAAGUUUAACUGAGCGAGUGGAUCGUAAUUACGGCUGCAUAUGACGAUCUUAGGCGCGCCGACCGCACGCGCACGACCCCGUCCUCUAAUCGUAGGUCCCUCCGAUUCCGUCAGCCUAGGCACGUCUUAGGCCCGUAUUAUAGAAAGAUUCUCAGUGAUUGAUCUAGUCUUGAGCAUAGUUAGAAAGGAAUGUCGCUAUAUAUAGCACAUAGCGACAUCCCUUUCUAAAUGUACUCGAGUAAAGAUCAAUACUUAGUUAUCAUACUGUAAUACGGGCCUUAGAGUACCCUGACGACAAAAUUACCCUAUAGUAGGAGAGCUACUGAACCCUCCGAGUAACGGUCUGUCUGUAAGGCUAGAAAUUCUUAUGGUGAUGAGCCAUAGCAUGCUUAGUACGGUAAGCAUCGUCUGGCACUCCUCAGCCCUGCACGUCAUCAAGCCGUAUAUUUUAGAGUGUCAAAAAAAUAUUAAAAAAAAACUUACCGUUCGGUCGUCGUUGCGGCGCGGCGGCGCAUUAACGACUGGGUGCCCGCCUAGAGCACAUCGAACUCGAGUGGCGUAGGUAUGACUCGCUUUCCGACCGUUUGUAUGAAGAUAGAAUACUGUAUGAUAUUAUUACCGUGCCUGGGCGUUUUUCACCGCCCCCGACGACGGCUAACUAGAGCCGAGGUCCGAGUCUCAGAGACGCCCUCUAGUUGAGCCGACCCCCACAGGUUCGAGUGGUCUUGAGGCUCCAGGCGGAGAGGAGACUCCCCCCGUGGGGACAUGCCACCCGCCUGGAAUACCUCUAGAGGCACUCGCUAAUUCUCGGCUUGAGGUCCCCUUAGGAUCUCGCCGUCCCCAAACCCGGUGACGCUGUAAAGGUCAUCUGCUACCAAAGCAUAUACACUUAAAAAAAAGUACUAUGGCGACGUUGCCAUACUGAUCACUAGCACGACGUGGCAACGCAUCGUGACGCGACACCGCGCCGUUCUAUGUUGACAACGCCUUGACGUGGAGAUGUGGCCAAACCUUUUGGCUACAACGACAGACGACAAUGGCUUAGCGGCAUGCGCUUAAGAAUCAGCAGAUAGUGUAAAGUUUUAAUUUAAAUUCCGAAAUGUCAGUCAAUGAUGUGAUGAAUCUCAAGUUAUGUAAAAAAUAUACCUAUUUAUCAUGUAUACCAAAACGUCGUAUAUAUUUGACGACCUCGAGUGGUUUGUAUGCCGGGUUUCAAGGUGCCGCGUCUACUCGAGAGGUCCCGAGUUCGAAUCCUGGUGGGGACAGAUGUUUGUGUGAUGAAUACGAGCAUUUGCACUUUAGUCAUGGAUGUGUAAUAUGUAUUUCUAUAUAUGUAUCAGUAUAUGUAUUCUAUCCGUUACCCUAGUAUCCCGUAACACAAGCCUACAGUGCUUAAUUUGGGGCUAGGUUAAUUGGUGUGGCUGUUGGAAAUAUUUAUUUAUUUAUUAUUUAUUUAUAAUACUAUCGAUGUUGGCUGCUAGCACGUGUCCCAGCACUACAUCGCUCUUUUACCGCGUCGCCUACCUGUUUGCUGUCGUCCAGUUUGCGAACUAAUGUAAACCCAAUUUUCAUUACAUAGUUAAAUUAUGUAUACCUCUCAGUUAAAGUAUUACGUAUCUGAUGGGGACAUUACAAAUCUGCAUUGUUUCUAGUUUAUUAGUCAUUUUUUAAAUACUAGUUUAACAAAUGCAUAAAUUUACUUGUCAUUUCACCUUUACCACACUGGAAACAUCACAUUUUUAUAUAUUUUUUAUAUUAGGUGAAUAAACGCAAUUAUUAUGAUUGAUCUGCUGUACGAGCAAUAUCUUAUUACUUUGUAAUAAAUUAUAUAAUAAUACCAUUGUGGCUUCGAUUUUUCUAUUAUUUGAGGCAAUAAUAUUAUUUUCUGUAAAAUUAAAUUAAUAUGAUCUUACUUAUCUGUUUAAAAUAUUAUUUCACAUGUGAUCUAUUUAUUUAUCAGUCAGAAAAAUGCUGAUAAAUAAAUAGAUACGUAAAAUAUACAAUUCUGACAAAAUGAUCAGAAUUAAAAUGCAUUCAAACGAAUAAUAAUUAAACUACAAUUUUAAAUGUUUUGUCAUAUUUAGUAAUUAACUACUAUCGUAAAUUUAAAAAUUUACUCUGAAUUCAAUUUAUUUAUACAUUCUAAUUUAUCGUAUUUUUUAAUCUUUUUAUUUUAUAUGAAAAUUAUGUUCCUGUAUAUUUUAUUUUUUUAUUAUAUUUUUAUAUCUUUAUUUAUACCAAAAUAUAUACAAAAUGAUUUUAUUCUAUUCUUUAUUUUUAUUGAAAAUCAUAGUCGCUUUAUUUUUUAUCCUCACGCAUUUAGACCGUGUUUAAUGACAAGUGUAUGUCAAAUUAAUCAGAGUCUUCCCUUAAUUUUUAGUGUGUUAGAAUCCAGAAAUAUGUUCAAUCUUAGAUUAAAUCAUCAAUGUUGUACAAUAAGAUUUCCAGUAGCGGUGUUUCCCUCAUUAUGCUUAGUAUUCUAUAGUAUUGUGAUAUUUUCGAACAGUAUAUUAUAUGACAUUACAAGAUCCGAUUACAGGUCCAUUAACAGCCACUAAAUUUAAGGUAUAAAUAAGAACAUAAUCAUAGCUGAAUUAAAUUUUGCUUCAGGCUUUUAAAUUUUGCAGUCUGUCAGUAUUGUAUUAUGUAACAAUGGUUUCAAUUUACAAAGGCAGAUUUUCUUUAUUCCAGUCUUCAGAGGAGUACUUUAAAACAAAUGCUUUAAGUGUUUGUGUAUACUUGCGAAUGAAGUAAAGCGAAUGAACGUAAUAUGGUACUUUCAAAGCUUCGAAAGACUAGAAUAUUGUAAACGUGAAGUGAAUGUUCUAUGAAAAUAUCUGUUUUGAGCCAUGUCAAUUUUUAAUUGAAAAACAUAAUAUGUAUUAUUAUAAACCGUUUUUUUAUGCUUAUGGUAUUGUUUGUUACUGAUAUCUUUAGAAAUAUAGUCGAAACGCUCGCGCGAUCAAACAAAGACACGAAAAAUUCUUAUUUCAAUCAGAUAGAAUGUUAACUACAAUGCAAUGGUAACUUUAUUUGAAGGAAAAUUGGCAUUCAUAUAAAAAUUAAUUAAACAUAUUAUUCUUGUCAUUGUUAAAUUUUUACUCUGGGUCAAAUUAAUUAUGAAAAAUAUUGCGGUGCAUAAAUUAAAUUGAAGUAGCCUCAUGUAGCAUUUUACUGACGUAGUUAAGCAUGUAUUGAAUGAACUUCCAUCCUUUAUCGCCAGGCGAUUAGUAAGUACUUUAUAUCAUUUGUAUAGAUUAUAAUGUUGCUAUAAAGAACGAACGAUUCAAAGAUGUAUUAUUUGCAUAUUUGGGUUAAGUAAUUUUCACAUUUGUGUCAUUAUCACUUUUAGUGAAGCAGGUAAAUGAAAGGUUUCCCAAAAAAAAUUACUUGAUAUUUUUUAACUGAAUUACAUAUUUGUAAUCCUCACCUUGUAAUGCUAUCUCAAAAGGUAGGUAAUUAUUUUUAUUUCAGUAAAACGCAUUUGAAUCAAGUCUUUAUCAUACUGCAUUCAAAAAAGAUUUAUUUUAGUUAAAUAUAAGCAUUUAACUGCUGGAUUUUUAAAUCUACAGAAAAUUUAAAGAUUCAUUCUUGUAAAACCCAUGAACGAAAGUAUAUCUUGUAGUAAUAUUCAUGAUAAAAUAUGUGUACAUUUAAUAAUGAUGAUAAAGGUGAAUGUUGUAUUGCUGCUAUUUAACAGCUGUGCCAUUUAUGUAUUAUAUCAUUAGAUAUGCAUAUUAUAUUUACAGACCUAGAUAUAGUGUCAGACUGUUCCUACUGCCUUAAAUUAAUAAUAGUAGCUGCCCAUUGCUAGGACCUUGAUAAGUAUUAAUUUGUAUGCAGUAUAGACUAUUUAAUCGUGAACAAAGUAGCAUUAUACCAUAUGAUUAACACAAUAAACGAAACUAUAAGAUAACUGCGAUGAACUUUUUUAAAAGCAACAGUUAAUACCAACUUUUUACUUGUGCAAUCUAGUUCAACUGUAUUCGACAUAUCUGGAAUUGAGUGUUGUGUUUCAAUCAUAUCAUGUAACAUCGAAAACAAUAAAUAUUUGGACAGAU
This is a messenger RNA of Chilo suppressalis (striped riceborer), 10540 nucleotides long. The record is from the annotation of a GenBank genome assembly. Lineage: Eukaryota; Metazoa; Arthropoda; Insecta; Lepidoptera; Crambidae.